Messenger RNA from Esox lucius (northern pike), 5924 nucleotides. It is a transcript of the gene fbxo28, whose product is annotated as F-box protein 28. Gene Ontology annotation, biological process: protein polyubiquitination. Gene Ontology annotation, molecular function: protein binding. The coding region runs from base 2694 to 3653 and encodes 319 amino acids. The record is from RefSeq and is a predicted model, not a curated record. The transcript has 5 exons. Lineage: Eukaryota; Metazoa; Chordata; Actinopteri; Esociformes; Esocidae.
CUAACAGUGUAGCCUAGUUCAAAUUUAGGUGAGGCCAAGCAGAAAACUAGGCUAUCAAAAGAUGUAGUUAUGUAUAUAUCAGGCUAUUUCUGUCAAUAGCCAACCUUGGUUAUGUAUUCGUAGCAACAAGUAAAUCCUUUUCAGUUGUGGUCAGUCUUGGACACCAAAAUUGGUAUUGCAUAAAGUAGUUACAUUCUAAACUUAAGUAAAUAACUUAAGCUGAUAUGUGAAGUAUGUAGUUCUCAAGUUCAACUCCCCUGUCUUAGUGCAGAAAUGGUUUCAGUAACUCAAUGCAGCAUUUAUUUAAUUUGCCUAAGAGUGAACAGUAUAAAUUAUUGAAAAUGUUCUAAACAAUGAGAAUAUUAAAGGGGCCAUAUGUAUGUUUUUUCCCUACUGUACUACUAACAUAAAUGACCAGAAGACCUCUGCGUUUAAUGUUUCAAAACGUUUUUUGUCUAUCAAUUUGUUCUGAGUGCCUGAGAUUCCCCAUUUAAACUUGAAUCUGUGUUUGUGUUGACCUGUAGCCUCCUCAUACUUGCUCUAGACACUCCGUUAAUCCCCCAGCCUAAACUAGCUAAAACGAUUUCAGUCUCAGACAUGUCGUGUCAUUGUUUAAAAUUCAGUGUUGUAAACGUAAGAUGUAGGAUUCCACAGAUUGCACCUUUAGGUAGACUGCUGCCUUCACAUCUCUCCGGUGGCGGUUACCGCCUGUGCUGAACGUUACGAGACCCUUCUUUUUACAUUCUGUUUGGUUGCAUGUCUUUCUCAAGGCAAUUAUAUUGUAUUUGUUUUGUUAAGCUUUGAGAUCAUCUCUCAAGGACCAGCACUGGAGAAUUAUAAACUGCCAUUUGGGUCUUUGGGUGUCUAUUUGGCAUGUCAGAAGCUUUUAAUUCAACAUGUCAAAUGACAGUCGUUGGUUUAGAUUAACAAAAUGACCAGAAACGGUAGACAUUCAGUUUUCUGAGCAAUAAUUGUAAUUUUUCAUUAAAAUAAACUUUAUAGACCGAUGACAAACUGAACAAGCUAGCUGUUCAGUCUAGCCAAACUAAAAUUGUCAAGCAGUUCAUCUACUCCUGCGUUGCUUGAACUCACAUGGUCCACGAUGAAUCAGUAUAAAAAGUUUUUCAUACAUUAGGGGUAUUGACAUUGGUUUUCAGGGAGAACAUUGUUUGAAUGCAUCAGCAAUUUUUUUCCCCCAAACCACCAGUCCCAGAGCUUUAGGAAUGGAGACCGGGUCUGCCUGUCCAUACAGCGGCAAAUGUGCUGAGAAAUCUGUACACACAAAGUUGAUGUUUUACAUGCAUUUUAUGUUAUAGCUUGGUCAGUGUAGUACAUGGUUUACGAUCUACAGAUUAGUAUUUUUAUAAAGACAUCUCCAGUUUAAAAUGCUAAGAUUAGACUGGGUAUCUAUGUAGUAAACAUCCAAUACAAACGUGCUCUUUCGCAAGUUGGUAUGCUUUCAUUUAUCUUAAUUGGCUAUUGCACAGAUGGAGGUCUAUAAAAACAUGUUUUAAUCAUGAGUCUGACAGAGGGUUUGUAAUUAUAUUAACUGCCACCCAGAGCUACGGUGCUUCUGAAAUAAACAUUUUCUCUCCUCAAACAUUGAAAGUCAGCCAUGUUUUAUGUUCUUUGCGUAUGAUAAAUUUUUACAAUUCCUUUCAUAUAUGUCUAACCACCUUGACUCAUGAAAAAGAUUCUGAUCACAUAGCUCUUGUGAAAUCGUUAUCAAAUAUGCAACCUGAACACAUCUUCAUAGUGCAAACACAUCUUCAUAGCUGUCCAUAACUUAAGACCCCCAGGGGUCUAUCUGUGCACUUGUCUGUUGAACAAACCUGUUUUGAAGCAACUGCAAAGCGUAGCAAAUGGGAAUUUUUGUGUAUGUACUAUUCAUAUAUAUCCUUUUUUCUUCUCCUAUAACUUCGGUUAUGAUUGGUAUUUCACAUCAAUCUGAGACCCAUGGCCAAUGCGCAUGCUCUGACUGACGGUCAACUACACAGUGUAAUCACUGACUUGGUCAGAUACCAGACUGUGGAUAAUUGGGUUCGGAUAUAUGUGAGUACCUCUGGUCCAAGGAACUCGCUGUAGACCUGAGACAUUUCUGAAGCAAAGAUAUGGAGAGGUUUGGAACCAACAAUACUCCUAGAGCUGGCUGUCCGGCCAACUAAGUAACUGUGCAAGAAGGAACUUAUUCAGAGAGGUGACCAAGAAGCCAGUGGCCACAUAGCUUCAGAAUGUCCCUGCAGUGACCGGAGAACCUGCCGUAAGGACAACCACCUCUGCAGCACUCCAUCAGUCCGGGCUAGUGGCUAGACUGAUGCAACUUUGAGUAAAAGGUGUAUGACAUGUCGCCUGAAGUCAAAUUGGGAAAAAAAUAAUCUGGUCUGAUAUGACAAAUCAAACUGCUAGGUCUGAAUGCCAAGCACUAUGUCAGGUGAAAACAUAGAACCGCUCAUCACCUGUCUAAUGACAUCCCAACAGUGAAGCAUGGUGGUGGGAGCAUCAUGGGGAUGAUCCAGAGUGCACAGGACCUCAGACUGGGGUGAAGAUUCAACAACCAGAAACACACAGCCAAAGGAAGAGUCUGGGAGUGGUCCAUCCAAAGGUUGGAGUUGAACUCCAUUGAACAUCUGUGGGGAGACCUGAAGAUGUUCCCCUUUCAAUCUAACCGAGCUUGAGAAGAUCUACAAGGAAGAAUGAGAGAAACUGUCCAAAUCCAGGUAUGCAAGCGCAUGGAUGUGAUUUGUCAGCGCAUGCUGAACCAAGGCUUUCUCAAGGUGGAGCGCUACCACAGCCUGUGCCAGAGGCAGGUCAAAGCCCAGCUGCCAAGGCGAGAGUCAGAACGGCGGAACCACUCACUGGCCCGUCACGCUGACAUCCUGGCUGCCGUGGAAACGCGCCUCUCCCUACUCAACAUGACCUUCAUGAAAUAUGUGGACUCUAAUCUCUGCUGCUUUAUCCCUGGCAAGGUGAUUGAUGAGAUCUACCGUGUGCUGCGCUAUGUGAACUCGACACGUGCUCCCCAGCGGGCCCACGAGGUGCUGCAGGAGCUGCGGGACAUCUCUUCCAUGGCCAUGGAGUACUUUGACGAGAAGAUUGUCCCCAUCCUGAAGAAGAGGCUUCCAGGGGCCGACUUGUCAGGACGUCUGAUCGGAUCUGCCCCAGUGGCUGGGCCCUCGACCUCCUUGACCACCAUGUCUCUGCUGGCCAAGAACACGCCGUCACGCUCCGAGAUGACCAAGGUGCAGCAGCAGGUGAAGGUGAAUGGAGCGUCCAUGACGGUGCUGCGGCGGGAGAUGCAGGAGGUGCGCGUCAAGCAGCUGGAGCAGCAGAAGCAGCUGCAGGACCAGGAGCAGAAGCUCCUGGAGCAGACGCAGGUGAUCGGGGAGCAGAAUGCCCGGCUGGCUGAGCUGGAGCACAAGCUCCGGGAACUGAUGGACAGUGCAGUUGGGGGAGGGGCCAGGCCUGCCUCCACCUCUUCAGCGUCUUCUUCCCCGAAUGGCUCCACUGUCGCCGUGACGACUUCAGCUGCUGUCGCCACAGCAACCGGUUCCAUGGCCGCCGCAGGGGUUGAGCCGGUCAGCCCACCCCUCAAACGCACCAGGAAGAGCUCAGACCACCCGCGCCAAUCCAAACGGCUGCGCAGCAAGAAAUAGGGGGAUGCUCAAUGUUUUGUUUUUAGUAUUUUUCUUUUUUGAUUUUUUAUUUUUUUUUGAUUGCAACUCCCACCAUGUCCUGUCCUGUGACAUGAUUUAUAUUCUCAUUGUUUGAAAUGUGUGUAGGAGAGAGGGGUCAUGGUAAAGGAGUCAGGAGUCGCUGUGUUUCCCUGGCAUUCUAUCCCCUUGUCAUCUCCGUCUUAAAUUAAUACUGAAGCUACACCAUGGACAUGACUUUGUUCUGAUAAGGCCAGCAUAUUGGGCAAGGGCUGGUAGUCUACAUAGUUAAACUACUGACUCUAGCCAAGAAUUUGCACGUUAGUUGACAAGGCAAGGGUUAGGUUGAAAAGUCUAAAACUCUCAAUCUUGGGCUUUUACUCUCUCGUUCAUCAACAGAACUAAAUCCCUGGUAGUGUGCCAGCUCCUAUUCAGGAGAGCCUUGUUUUUGCAGUGAAGGAAAGAAGUAAUGACAGCUUUCUAAUAUGCAUUGCUUAACCACUGAAGAAGAGUAUUUUGGGUGGGAGAAAAACAUGUGUAUAUAACAUUGGCUAGAUGAGACCACUCAGGGAAAAAGGAUGUUUAAAUUCUGCCUCUGAAUCAAUUUUGUCCUUACUGACGCAAAUAACUUUUAGGUUCAGAGAAGAUCAGUCAUUUUCUAAUUGUUUUCAUUAUGUUUUUUGGCCAGGUGAGAUUCUUUGAGAAUAUAAUUGAUACAUUUUUCAUGUUAUCUUAUUUUCUGAGACAGGCUAAAUUUAUUUAAUUUUUUAAUUGAUUUCUUCUUUGGAGGAUAUAACAUUACUUGCCCUUCCCAGCUAAAAUGUAGUCCAGUAAAGUGUUAAGCUUAUUUUUAGAUUUAUUUUUAUAAGUGAACCCUCUUCGGUCUUAAACAGAAAUAAUUAGGUUUAUUUUAGCCUGUUCUUAUUCACCAUAAGAAAAGGGGAGAUUUUCCUGUUAUAAUGAACAGUGUUUAACAAGCAUCAGUCUAAGGCACAGAUGUCAAACCUGUUCCGCUGAGUGUCUGCAGGUUUGCACUCUUACCUUGUACUUGAUUGAUGAAUUUGGUCAUUUGUCGGUCAGGAGCUCCCCUCACCUGGUUGUCUUGGUCUUCAUUAAGCACCAAUUGAAAGGAAAAAGACAAAACAUCAUAGACUAGGCCCUUUGCGGUAUCUGUUUUGACACCUGUGGCUAAUGGCACACUGUUGAUUUGAAUGUUACACAUGAAGAUACUGUCUUUGGGCAGAUAUGGGUGAAAACAGAAAGGCAGACUAAUGUGGAGAUUAACAGAAGAAACGUCUUCUUAUAGCUAUGGUGCCUGGGAAAUGUAAAAUGACUUAUUGUAUAAUAGGCAAAAGACUGAUGUUGGAUUGUCAAAUCUGUAAUUUCCAAAAAGAUUAUCAGAAACCAUUUUGCUCCAUUUACGUUUUAGAGAUGUCAGUCAUUGAUCAAAUCUCAAAUGGCUGAAUUUAUGCUAGCUAAAGUACAAGCCCCAUGUUUACACACAGGCCUGUGUAGAAGUGGGUUCAUAUGCUGGUAUCAUGUUUUUCCUGUCUUGGGGAAGAUGAUUCAAAAGCUUUAUGUAAAAAAGAUCUAAACCGCCUCUGUAUUGAUUGACCAGACAGGAGAUUUUUCUUUAAGGUCAAUGUAAAAUUUGCCAAUUAGGAAAUGUCUCCACUCCAGUGUGUCUAGUUAUUUAGUCAAUUGUGCUGUCGUCAACUAGACCUUCUUCUGUCCAUUAAACUUAUUAUGCUCCAUGUAACAUCAAGAUUAAUCUGUUGAAGAAAUAUUCAGAUUUGCCAAAUGACUGCAGUGCAACUAUGGUAGCGGUUUAUCGAUGAUAAGCCUAGAUUCUGACUAACUGUUAUAAAAGCACUAAUGUCUUGCACAACAGCUCCCUUCCAAUUUCAAGAUCUCUGGGCACAGCUCUUUUGCCCUGUGAGGUUAGCUUGCGAGCCCAUAUUGAGGCUGGAAAUGUAACCACUUGUGGCAUGAAACCAUCGGGGGAAACGCAGUUCAACUUAAUGGACUCAAUUAAGUUGUAUUAGAAACGCACUGGGCAGGAAACUAUGUUAUCUAGUGGCUUAAUUUGAGACUGCGUCUCAGUUUGGAAAUGAGUGUACUGUAAACCUCAUGUACUUCAAAGUCUAGAUGUGGAUUAUGUUAUGUAUAAGAAAAAUCUUGUAAGUUAGCCUAUCUGGAGCUAACUGUAUGGUUUGUUGCACACAUCAUGGUUAAAAAUGUACAAAUGCAUUAAAAGUUAACAUCCAGAUUUGA